Molecule: messenger RNA, 864 nt
Organism: Ascochyta rabiei
Lineage: Eukaryota; Fungi; Ascomycota; Dothideomycetes; Pleosporales; Didymellaceae
Exons: 2
Coding region: 1-864 (287 amino acids)
Source: RefSeq, a predicted model, not a curated record
AUGAAUAUCUCGCACUUGCAAGCGAAUCAUAUCAAGAGAGAGACUUCACCACCAAAGAGCCUAAAGCCGGAGCCAGCGCAUGAUGAUGGCGUGGUGAAGGGCGAACCUGAUGGCUUUGUGCCAAAGAGCGAGUUCGAUGACGGCGGGGAGAGCUCCAGUGAGGAUGGUGAGCUCGAUGAUGUCCCUGUUCCGCUUGUGGCUCCUCUUGCUGCUCCUUUUGCAGUACCGCUCGCAGCACCGCUCGAAUCAUUCCACGUAGCACAUUUUGCAGCUCCUUUCGUAGCACCGCUCGCAGCGUUACUCACAGCCCCUGUCCCCGCACAGGCAAAAGUCAUCCAGGAUCUGCCAGGUAUCGAGGACACGCCAGCUAUGGUGACAGUUCUGAGCAAGAGGAUGAACAAGAUACACGAUCUUACCGAGAGAGAACGGGCUUGCCGAGCAGGAAUAGAGGGAAUCGGGAUGGAAGUCGGAGAUUUGAAACGCAGGGCUCUAGAGCUCUUGAAUACCGGACAGACGAACUGGCUGUUUUCCCGAAUUGGUUCUCUCUCAGGACAGAAGGCGAUCAUCCAGAUGAUCUUGACCAAGAUAGAGCAACGGAAGUUGCGGCGACAGGCGAAGUUGCGGCGUCGUGAGCAGGAGAAACAGCGCCAAAAGCAACGAGAAGCAGAACUGAAGAUCCAGCUGGAAGUGAAGCGACAGUCGAACAAGCAGCAGCUUCAGGCUCAGAGCGCACUCAAGAUGCAAGUUCCGCUUCUAGACCUGACUGCAGCGCCCAAGCCUGAUAUCAAGAGAGAGGCGAGGGCGGUGGUCAAAAUCGAGCCUGAAAUCAAAAUAGAGUCAUACAUCAAAAUCGAGGAGGAUUGA